Molecule: messenger RNA, 3105 nt
Organism: Bombina bombina (fire-bellied toad)
Lineage: Eukaryota; Metazoa; Chordata; Amphibia; Anura; Bombinatoridae
Gene: VGLL2
Product: vestigial like family member 2
Exons: 4
Coding region: 261-1214 (317 amino acids)
Biological process (GO): regulation of transcription by RNA polymerase II
Cellular component (GO): nucleus
Source: RefSeq, a predicted model, not a curated record
UUAAAUGCCCUCCAGCUACAGUUAGUGCCUGUAGCACACUAGCCUGUCCCAUGCUGGAGUUAAGUUCUGCCCCCACACUGGUCUGAGUUGCGUUGGUAAAGCAGGGGGCAGCGCACAAACAGGCUGCAACAACAUUUUUUUUUUCUUCAUGCUCUGAGGGAUCUUAUCAACUGGAUCCUGGCUAAAGAAAUAGCACUAUACAUUGAUGACAACUGUAAAGAUCCAGAGAAAAAGCAUUGAGAACAUCACUUGAAUUAGCCAUGAGCUGUUUGGAUGUUAUGUACCAAGUAUAUGGUCCUCCUCAACCCUAUUUUGCAGCAGCUUAUAGUCCAUACCAUCAGAAACUCGCCUUUUACUCGAAGAUGCAAGAGGCGGCAGAAAGUGGCAGCAGCAGCAGUGGCAGCAGCAGCAGCAGCAGCUCGUUCAGCAGCCACGCUCCCGCCAGUAUAAAGGAGGAGGAGUGCAGCCCGGAGAAGGAGAGACCUCCAGAGGCCGAAUACAUCAACUCCAGAUGUGUCCUCUUCACCUAUUUCCAGGGGGACAUCAGCUCGGUUGUGGACGAGCAUUUCAGCAGGGCCCUCAGCCAGCCCAGUAGCUACUCCCCGAGCAGUGCGGGUGCCAAGGCGUCUAGGAGCAGCAGCAGCUCGUGGAGAGACCAGUCUUACCCCAUGAGCCAGAGGAGUUUCCCACCAUCCUUCUGGAACAGUAGUUACCAGCCAUCUGCGGUGAGUGCCAGCUCGUCCUUGGGAAGCAGCCUAGCUAGUCCUCUCAGUGGCCCUCACUCAGAUAUCCCAUUUGGUACAGACCCUUAUUCCCCCGCCUCUCUACACAGCCACUUACACCAGGGGCCCCCAGAGCCCUGGCACCAUGCGCACCAUCACCACCACCACCCCUACUCCCUUGGUGGAGCCAUCAACAGCCAGGGCAGCACCUACCCCCGGACCAGCAUGCAUGAGGUCUACAGUACACACUUUGAUCCUCGGUACAGCUCACUCCUGGUACCGGCUUCAGUUCGCCCUCACCGGAUCACCCCAACAGGCACAGCAUCAGCCACAGCACAAUGUGAUCUGGGGAAAGCAGAGCCGGCCACCUCCGCGUGGACAACCCCUGGGCCAUUCCCUGGACCAACAGGGGAGAUGGGUCAGGGCAUUGGGCUCAAUGUAGAUGCAGGUUUGCAGCCUCAAGAUAAAAACAAGGAUCUGUACUGGUUUUAACCCUGUAGAUCCCCCCCCAUCAUGUAGAAUUGAUGGCUUUGUGAGCAGACAUGGGAGUUUCUUUGCUUUGGUGGUAACAGCUUGUGAUCUUCGUUUACAGCUCGACGCUAUCCCUUCUGUGGUGGACCUCUCCUGAGCUGAUCCCGUCAAAGACUUGAAACAGUCUCUUUACCCCCAAGGCCCAGAACACUUGUGAACCAGCACUAUGACUUCAACUGCCAACGGAUGCCCUCUGGACUACAUGCCAGUUAGAAGGGAAAGAGAUUUAUUUCUUCUGUGCGCAGAGACUUGUGAAAAGACUGACACAAUCUUUUUAUUUAAUUUGUUGUGAUAAUUCAACAAAAAAACCUUUCCACCAAAUAAUAGCAUUAUAUAAAUAUAUAAAUAUAAAUAGAUAUAUAUUAAUAUAAAUUCACUGGCUUUCAUAUGACAAAAGACUUAUUUUUUGGUGUUGUGAAUAUUUUUAUGCCUUUGUGAAUUUGACUUUCCAUGCAAGCUACCUGUUUGAUGAACAUCGAUGUAUUCCUAUAGACCUGUAUGUUGACUAAAACGGGACAAUGAAAGUUUAAAGGGCAAGGGACAAUUAAAAGCCCAUAUGUGGAUAUGCAAUCCUGUUUAAGGAAUGGACUGGGGCCACCUGCCCUCAGUUUAAAGAAAUGCAGCUGUUAAAUGGACAACUGUUCAAACUGCAGAAACAUGACAACCAAGGUGGCACUUCUUAGGGUUAAGCCCGACAAUUGCAAUUUUUUUUUUUUUACAAGGAGAAUUUUAUCAUGAAAGAAAACACCCUACAGAAAAAUAAAUGACAGCCUGUUUUUGGAACAACUGUUCGGUAGAUGACUGAAAGGAGAUCUGCACAGAGUGCUUAUUUUGGACAAUUGAUCUCAGACAGCUACACUACCCCCCCCCCCCACACACACACACAAAUAAUGCUGUCAUGCUGUCACUUUAACUUGUUUUGGGAAACAUUGAAAGAUGUAUUUAAUUGUAGGAAUACUGAAUUAAACUAUUUGUGUUCUUAACAGCGUUGUUUGAUGAGCAAGAAGAAAAAUGUAUAUUUAGAUAAUGGAAUAGAGAAAAAAAAAGAAUAACAGAAGCAUGUAAAAUACUUAAGUAAUGCAGAUAUUUUAUGUGAGUUCCUAACACAAUUGAGCAAUAUAUCAUUUGUAUAUGCAGUUAUAUUGCCUUUUAGAGAAAAAAAACAGCUGUUGGAGACAUUGAUCAGAACUCCUGUAGCAAGUAAAGGAAACUCUUCUCAUACCUAUUUUAAACCCUCUGACAGUUUAUGCAGUUGUCCCGUGUACAUGACAUGGAAAAAUAUUGUUACUAAAUGCAAGUGCCUGCUUAGGUGAGAUUUGUGAUCUCAGACAUCUUUAAGAGAGGAACAGUCUGGUGAUUUCAAUUGAGUAGAUUCCCGAUCCACUGCCCGCUUUGUUCUUGUAACUUUAUUUGUGCUUACAAUAUUAUUUUAAUUUGUUUUCCCAUAUACAUUUUCCAAUAUAUUCUGAUCUUAAUGUUUAACACCAGAAGUAAAUCAAAUUUACUAAGCAGAUAAAUGGGCAUUGAAUAUCCUUUUAUAAAUAAAAUCGUUCCAUUCCAUAAAUAAGGGUUGUUGUUUUUUUGUUUUUACAAUAGCAAUGAAUAAAAACAAACAAACAAAUAGAAAAAAAGGAAUUGGCUAUUUGUAUUAAAGCAGAGAACACUGUGUUAACGAUAUCUUUUGGUUUCUUUUCUAUUGUUAAGUGCUGUCAAUUCAAGUCAUCUGCUUAACGACCAAUGUGUCAAAAUAGUAUUUUAAAAUUUUAUUACAAGACCAAUGAUCAAAUUCGAAUAUUUUAUAGCUAUUUCCUGUAAUAUAAACAAUAAAGUUAAUAUAUUGUGAAUGGAACAA